Messenger RNA from Grammomys surdaster, 1197 nucleotides. It is a transcript of the gene Tedc1, whose product is annotated as tubulin epsilon and delta complex 1. The transcript has 6 exons. The record is from RefSeq and is a predicted model, not a curated record. NCBI's taxonomy places the organism in Eukaryota, Metazoa, Chordata, Mammalia, Rodentia, Muridae. Bases 1 to 996 code for a protein of 331 amino acids.
AUGGGGCGACGGCGGAGCCGGGUGGAAGGGGCUGCCCGGGCUCUGCCUGAGGCUGUCGCCGCGCUGAGUCGGUCCCUGCCAGCUGGGCCCAGCCCCGAAAUCUUCCGUCGCGCAAAGUUCGAUCGACCAGAGGCGGCUCCAGUGCUCUGGCAGCUUCUCUUGCGCGUGCUCUCAUCGCUUGCAGCAAACAAUACCUGGACAGACCUUGCCCCAGAGGCCCAAGUCCGUGUGGUGAAGUCAGCACUGGAGUCCCAAGGCUACCCCAGGUCUGUGCUGCUACAAUUUCCCGACGGCAGUUCUCAGGGAAGCCGGGAACUGCUGCUGGCCUUAUCCUGGCUCCUGGCCCGAAGACCUUUGCUUGAGCAACUGCUUGCCCAGACCCGUGUCCAGCUGGGUGACCAGUUGCCCCAGUGUGAGGCCCUAACCGGUCCUGGUCCUCCUACACCCUUUGUGGAAACGAAGAGUCCUGUGGAUCUCCGGCUAGUGCAAUGGCUGAUGGGAAAGCUGCGGUUUAGGUGGCGAUGCCUCAUCUCUAGUCAGCGGGAGCAGUGUGCCCUUCUCAGCAAGAUCCACCUGUACACCCAAGGGUGCCACAGCCAACAGAGCCUUGGCCAUCUUUCGGUUGCUGAAACAGAGAUGCUUAGAGAUCCAGAGAGCUGUCAGCAGGUUGGAGGCCUAGGUCAGGGGCCAGAGUGGAGCAACUCAAGGAAGGCCUUGCAAGACGCUGUCGAGCAGGAGUUGGCAGCCCUGCAGGGGUCCUGGGAACAAUGCAGUAACCCUGCCCAUCCACAAAGACCCCAUCGACUGGUGAGAAGUAAAGAUGGGGCACCAAGACCCCAAGGCCUACAGGCAGCCGAGAUGAUCAGGACACUGAGCACCAAGGAGGCCCGUCUGAAGAAGGUGUUACGUCAGCUACAGCAUCAGUGUCAGCAGGAGCUGGCCAGGCUGGCUGGCGCUCUGCCUGGCUUGAUUUGGGUUCUGCCUCCUGGGCAUUGAAGACCCCUAAGAUGUCCUCAUCUGUGUAGAGGUCUGGGUAGGAUCUCAGAGGAGCAGACGGGUGGCAUGGAGCAGAGAUCCAGGCCUAUGUUCCCUCCAGGGCCAGAGCCCUUUUGCCUACAGUUUUGGUGUUGCAACAGGCUGAUCCCCUGAGAGGUUUGGAGGGGACCUAUAUAUACAUGGUAGAGCUGUUCCUGGGAA